GGCGGGACGGACCCCGCGUUCUGCAGUUACACGCGAAGGAAAGCUUAAAUGGCCCAAAGCAGUUACUGCCACUAUUUUCGCUUCUCCCCUCUUCACAGUCCUCGCCAACAUCAUUCUUCUUACGAGUCUCCGCCAUUAGCUUGAAAGAAGGAUCGGUUGAAGAAGAUUAGAAGGACGAGCGCGAAUCGAAUCCUCGGGAAGAAGAUUAACCAGAUUUUUUGUGGAGUUUGAUCCCAACGGAAGAUACGGAAGGCGACAUUCUCGGCAAGAGAGCUACAAAACUGUGUAUCGCCUAAUGUUUGAUUCCUUUUAGGCCUCUACCCCUCUCGCUCCGAAAGCCAGCAGCCGAAAGCCUCCGUCGCUCUCCGUCGCGGAAAGCCAGUGGGACUCCAUCGCUCUCCGUCGCCGAAAGCCAAGAGGCCCUGGUAAUGCUUAUGAGGAGCAGGAUACCCUGUUCCGAUUGAACAGAAGUACCGCAAUUCAUUGAGCAUCACGACUAAGGGAUCGGUGUUUCAUUGAUCAUCAUCAUAGAGAUAAGUUCCGACGAAAGAAAGUGUUUAUAAUUAGUUGCAUUUGAAAUUACUUCAACAGAAUAAGCGGGAUAAGGGCUUGAUCAUCAAUGGCUACCCAAGAGAACAUGUUCUCUAAAUUUUUAGAGUUAGUGAAGUCAUUGUUACCUCGGCUCUCUGAGCCUGCAUAUGUAUCUAAGGAUUUUUGGAUGCCCGAUAGUAGUUGCAGGGUAUGUUAUGACUGUGAUACACGGUUCACCAUAUUUGUCCGUAAGCAUCACUGUCGGUUAUGUGGUCGUGUUUUCUGUGGAAGUUGCUCUGCUAAUUCUAUCCCCAUACCUUCAGCUGAGCCAAAUAGUAGAAGGUUGGAUGGAGACAGGGUUCGUGUCUGCAAUUUUUGCUUCAAGCAAUGGGAGCAGGAAGUGGCAGCGGCAGAUAAUGCUAUAGAAUCAUCCAAUGCCGACAUGGAUAAUUCAUAUUGGACAACGAGCAUGAUAAGUACAAGAUCCAGUGGCACCCCUGAGAGCAGUACCAUGACUAUUGGUUCCAUGUUUUACUCUAAUGGACCAAGUCAACAAACUCUUUAUUGGUCUAGCCCCAGCUCUGUUCGAUCCAUGAUAGUUGAGCCUGAGGAUGGUGAGCAUGAUAUUCUGAUGUUUGAUUCGCAUGCUAAUUCCUUUGUAGACAAAGGGGAUACUUGCCGUAAUCACUUCAGUUAUUGCAAUAUUAGCAGUAACUAUGAUGAUGACGGAAAUGUAGAAUGCCAGUCUAACUCUGGAGCACAGCAUUUCCAGCAUUCUGAGGAGUACUAUAGUAGAGUUGAAUAUGACAGGAUCAAUCAUGAUUUUAAUAUAAAUGAGGUGCUGCAUGACGAAGAAGAUGCUGCUUCCCAAAUGGUUUUCUCUCCAGUUCUCGAUGGCAUAAAGUUACAGGAUUCUUUAAGCAAUGAAGUUAUUGCAGAAGCUGAACCAGAUCAUAGUGAUGUGUGUGGUUUGUCAUCCAUUCAUGGAAUAGACAGUGUUGAUGAACCUGUAGAUUUUGAGAAUAAUGGAUUACUUUGGCUCCCCCCUGAACUUGAAGAUGAGCAAGGCGAGAGAGAAGCAGGUUUGUUUGAUGAUAAUGAUGAUUAUUAUUAUGAUAACACUGGAGAAUUGGGCUAUCUCCAUCAUUUGAGGAGCUUUCACAGCCGUGAAUUCCAUACAACAGAUUGCUUGAGUGAUGAGCACAGGAAAGCAAUUAAAAAUGUCGUUGAAGGACAUUUUAGAGCAUUGAUAGCUCAACUCUUACUGAUUGAAAAUCUUCCAAUUGGUGAAGAAGGUGACAAAGAGAGCUGGUUAGAGAUUAUUACAUCAUUGUCAUGGGAAGCAGCAAAAGUUCUUAGGCCGGGCACUAGUGAAGGUGGAACGAUGGAUCCUGGUGGGUAUGUUAAGGUUAAGUGCAUUGGUUGUGGUCAUCGCAGUCAGAGCAUGGUGGUAAAAGGAGUUGUUUGUAAGAAGAAUGUAGCACACCGCCAUAUGAUGUCUAAAAUUGAAAAACCAAAAUUAUUAAUCCUUGGAGGUGCUCUUGAGUACCAGAGAGUAAGGAAUUCAUUUUCAUGUUUGGAUACUUUGCGGCAGCAGGAAAUGGACCACUUGAAGAUGGCAGUCGCAAGAAUUAAAGCUCGGGAGGCCCAAGUUCUUUUGGUGGAGAAAUCAGUGUCUCGUAUAGCUCAAGAUUAUCUUCUUGCAAGAAAUAUUUCACUUGUUUUGAAUAUCAAAAGGCCCAUUUUAGAGCGAAUAUCGUGCUGCACUGGAGCUCAAAUAGUUCCUUCUAUUGAUAAUGUAUCAUCAUCUAAGCUGGGGAGCUGUGAUCUAUUUUAUGUAGAGAAGUUCUUGGAAGGGCAUGGCACUGCUGUGCAGGGAGGGAAGAAUAUGUUGAAGACUUUGAUGUUCUUUGAAGGAUGCCCAAAACCUCUCGGCUGCACUAUUAUUCUCAAAGGUGCAAAUUGUGAUGAGCUGAAGAAAGUAAAGCAUGUGGUCCAGUACGGAUUUUUUGCUGCUUACUAUCUAGCUUUGGAAACAUUGUUCCUUGCUGAUGAAGGGGCCCAUGUACCAAAACCUCCAUUGCAGUCUCCAGUGACUGCAGCUUUACCAAAUAAUUCAUCUUGUCUUAACAAAUACGUAUCCACAGUUCCUGCUUUUGCAAACAAUUCUAUAGAGCCAGCUGUUAGUAGCAGUGGCUGUACUGUCAUAAACACACAAGAUUCGUCAAAAGCAACUAUUUCCAAAGAAAAAGAAAUACAAAUAUCACCACCACUGCCUUCCAGAAGUGCCAGUUUCCAAAUGGAAGAUUGCACCUCAAGCUUUAUUACUCAACCUGUUGCCAGUGGAAAGUUGCAUUCAUUCCUUUCAAACACUUCUUCAGAUAGUCUACCCGCGCAGUUUGCAACUGAGAAGAAUAAUUUGUGUUUUGGGAAAUCUCACUUUACUGAAAAAUCCACAAAUGUUGUUGAAGAUCAUGCCAAUUUUGAACCCGUCUUCCUAGAAGAUAAUUUAAAGAGAUCAGAGAAAGGCUGCAAUCAAGUUGUUCUAUCUGAUGUACUGGAUUCAAACCGGCUUAAUAUUGAUCUACAAGAAACGGCAAUGGUAAAGUAUGAAUUUUCAUCAUCUCCUUCAGAUAACCAAACCAUUUUAGUUUCUUUAUCAAGCCGUUGUGUGUGGAAAGGCACGUUUUGUCUGCGAUCUCAUCUCGUGCGGAUUACAUACUAUGGUAGCUUUGACAUGCCUUUGGGGAGAUUUUUAAGAGACCAUCUAUUUGACAAGAGUUAUCACUGUCCUUCAUGUGAGAUGCCCCCAGAAGCUCACAUUCAAUGCUACACCCAUCAACGAGGAAGUCUGACAAUAUCUGUUAAAAAACUUCCCCAGUUUAAUUUGCCCGGAAAACGGGAUGGAAAGAUAUGGACGUGGCAUAGGUGUUUACGAUGUCUUCGGCUUAAUGGUUUACCUCCUGCAGCCACAAGGAUUGUAAUGUCAGAUGCUGCUUGGGGUUUGUCUUUUGGAAAAUUUUUAGAGCUUAGCUUUUCAAAUCAUGCAGCUGCUAGCAGGGUCGCUAGCUGUGGUCAUUCUCUUCAUCGGGACUGCCUUCUAUUUUAUGGGUUUGGAAAAAUGGUUGCUUGCUUUCGGUAUGCAUCAAUUAUUGUUCACUCUGUUAAUCUGCCACCACAUAAACUUGACUUCAACUAUGAAUAUCAGGAGUGGAUGCAAAAGGAAGCAAACGAGGUCGACAGGGGGAAAGAACUGUUACUCUCUGAAGUGUUAAAAUCUCUACCGCUGAUUGCAGAUAAAUGGAAAUCCUUGAAGUUUGCUAAUGCUACGGCGAUAAACCCAGAGCCCAGUCAUCACUUUCAUGAACUUGAAGAAAUGUUGCAGCAGUUUAAGGAAAUUUUUGAGGAAUCUCUAAAUAAAGUGCUUAAAAAGGACGUGAAGAAUGGGGAAUCAUUCAUUGAUAUUCUUGAGAUCAAUAACUUGAAGAGGCAGUUGGUCUUCCAGUCAUAUCUUUGGGAUCAACUUUUGUUAUUUGCUAGUGAAUCAGAUAAUCCUCGGGAUUGUCUUAAUGGUUUCUUGGUUAGUGAUACACAGAAAAUCUUCCCGGACGAGAAGCUAACAGAUUUAAAUAUAGCUUGCAAAAUGGAGAGCAGUUUAAACAGUAACAAUACUGUUUAUUCAGAUUCCAGAAUAGAUAUAAUCAACAAAGAUGGAAAUUAUGUUGAUAGCCUUGUAGAGAAGCAAAGUAAACCGCUUGACGAAUCAAAUCUCACUCUGCAGAAAACAGAAACUGAUGUUGACACUUCAGAAUGUGAACAAAAUAAGGCCAGUCUUUCUACUAGUGUAAGUGAGGAUGAUCAGCUAGAUCCUCUGGAUAUGGUUCGUGGGGCUAUCUGUGAUGUGAAAUUUCCACUAUUGGCCAAUCUUUCUGAUACAUCUAAAAAAAAUUGGACCUGUGAAUAUGACCCUGUGCUUACAGGUAUUCUGGACUCAUCUGAUACGGUAGAUGCAGCAGAACCAGUUUUAGCUUUGGAGGAUACUGAAGAGAAAAUUGUAGCCAAUGUACCACAGUCUUUAGCUUCUGUUGUACUUGAUAAGUUGGGGAACAGUGCAGAAGAGUCCUCAAGCUGGAUUGGAUUACCUUUUUUCAACCUCUACCAUUCCUUUAACAAGAAUUUCGGCAAUAUUCCAAAAUUUAAUGCUCUUAAUGAGUACAAUCCUGUGUAUAUUUCUUCAUUCUUGAAGUUGGAGCAUCAAGGUGGGGGGAGGUUGCUUCUUCCAGUUGGAGAAAAUGAAAUUGUGAUCCCUGUUUAUGAUGACGAGCCAACGAGUAUCAUAUCUUAUGCACUAGUCUCCACUGACUAUCAUAUCCAGAUGUCAGAUGACUGGGAGAGAACUAGAGAAGUUGAUUCUUCAUUUCAAUCGGCAUUAGGUGACUCGGUCAACCUUAACUCUUUUUACUCAGUUAAUGAUGUCGCCUUUGAAACAUUCCAAAACUUUGAUUCAACAGAAGAGGGCAUAAUGUCAUUGUCUGGGAGCAAAAGCUCAUUGGAUCCACUUAUGUCUAUAAAUCGAAUGCAUGCAAAAGUAUCUUUCGAAUCUGAGGGCCCUCUGGGAAGAGUCAGAUAUACUGUGACUUGCUAUUAUGCUAUGCACUUUGAUGCUUUGAGGAGAAAUUGCUGCCCAUCUGAGCUAGAUUAUAUAAGAUCUCUUAGUCGUUGUAAGAAAUGGAGAGCCCAGGGAGGCAAAAGCAAUGUCUUUUUCGCUAAAUCACUAGAUGAUAGGUUUAUCAUUAAACAGAUCACUAAAACAGAAAUUGAAUCCUUUAUUGAUUUUGCUCCUGGGUACUUCAAAUAUCUCUCAGAAUCCAUAGCGACCAGAAGUCCUACAUGCCUUGCAAAGAUUCUCGGUAUCUAUCAGGUAUCAACAAAGCACUUGAAGAGUGGAAAAGAGACAAAAAUUGAUGUACUGGUCAUGGAGAAUCUUUUGUUUGGACGAAAUGUAACAAGACUAUAUGACCUUAAGGGAUCUUCAAGGGCAAGAUAUAAUCCUGAUUUAAGUGGUAGUAAUAAAGUACUACUUGAUCAAAAUUUGGUUGAGGCUAUGCCAAAAGCUCCGAUUUUUGUGGGUGACAAGGCAAAGCGUUUAUUGGAAAGGGCUGUUUGGAAUGAUACAUAUUUUCUUGCAUCAAUAGAUGUAAUGGAUUAUUCUUUACUGGUUGGCGUUGAUGAAAAGAAGCAAGAAUUAGUUAUUGGCAUCAUUGAUUUCGUGAGGCAAUAUACAUGGGACAAGCACCUGGAGACAUGGGUCAAAGCCUCAGGUAUUUUGGGCGGGCCGAAGAGCGGACCAAAGCAAUACAAGAAACGUUUCAGAAAAGCAAUGUCUGCUUACUUCAUCGUUGUCCCUGAUGGGGAGCAACAUGUGUGUUUGAAUUGAUUUCAUGGUAUAUAUUUGUUUCAGGAAGUAAGAAAAUCUCCCUAAUUUCCUCCCAUUCGAAUGUAUCUUGUUUGAGAAAAAUGUCAAAGUAGUCUUAACGCAUUGUAGGGGGGAGUCAUUUUAGUCCCAAUCUAUAGAGUUGUUAAUUUAGUCCUCAAAUUCUUUUAAAAUAGGCUGACAUAGUCCCCACAUAGCACUAUUAGCUCCAAUUUAAAGAGUAUGGGACUAAUUUGACAGUUUUAUAAUCUUUGGGGCUAAAAUGACCCCAUGGAAACAGAAAGAGGUCUAUUUUAGCACUUGUUUUCCUUUGGUCGUUUUACCUUCUCAUAUUUUUGAUCUCAUUUUGAUCUGCGUCAAUCUCUAUUAAAAAUAGGGUGUUUUCCUAUGACAAUCAUGAGAUCCUAACUGCAAUCCUUUUUAACCUUUACCUUACUGAGUCCUGGGAGCUCGCCUAACAGAUGACACCUUGACUUCAAUUCUUAGUUCUUAGUUAUACAAUUUUUUUAUUUUAAUCUUUUCUAAAAUUGUUCUGUGAGGUAAUAACUUGAGCAACAUGGUUGUAAUUUGGGUAUUUGCUUUUA
Messenger RNA from Phalaenopsis equestris, 6549 nucleotides. RefSeq names its product 1-phosphatidylinositol-3-phosphate 5-kinase FAB1B-like. Gene Ontology annotation, biological process: phosphatidylinositol phosphate biosynthetic process. Gene Ontology annotation, cellular component: endosome membrane. The record is from RefSeq and is a predicted model, not a curated record. Gene Ontology annotation, molecular function: ATP binding; 1-phosphatidylinositol-3-phosphate 5-kinase activity; metal ion binding. The coding region runs from base 620 to 5968 and encodes 1782 amino acids. The transcript has 13 exons. Lineage: Eukaryota; Viridiplantae; Streptophyta; Magnoliopsida; Asparagales; Orchidaceae.